This is a messenger RNA of Coniophora puteana RWD-64-598 SS2, 1134 nucleotides long. RefSeq lists its product as uncharacterized. Gene Ontology annotation, molecular function: zinc ion binding; carbonate dehydratase activity. NCBI's taxonomy places the organism in Eukaryota, Fungi, Basidiomycota, Agaricomycetes, Boletales, Coniophoraceae. The coding region runs from base 565 to 1086 and encodes 173 amino acids. The record is from RefSeq and is a predicted model, not a curated record. The transcript is spliced from 4 exons.
GCAGUGACUACCGGCGCUCGACAGGCUUUACUGUUCCAGGUCUUCUUCCACAACAUCCUUGAUCUGACAACUAUAGUUGUCACAAAUGUCUGUUCGUGGGCAUCCACUCUGUCCGACGUCGGCCCAGAAAAGCUCGCACGAUACCAACUCUUUGAUGACGCCCUUCCAAAAGUAAAAAUCAGCUUACAGAGGUCGUAGACUGCGUAUAAAUGACGGUUGAACAUCACCACUAUAUCGCAAGGCUCAUUUUAAAGCCGUGAUCGCUUGACAUAUCUGACUCAGGCGGUGAUGAUGAAACUGGAUUCUCAUGGGCUUGAUAUUCUCCUAAGCAUGUCGAUCGCGCUGAUAGGAUGCGAUGUGCCUCAGUCAGCGUGUUGAAUCUGACUCGUCGAGUAACCCCCGCGGUGGCCCACAUAUCCUGGAGUCAUGUCUGACGCCAUUCAGACCCUUAUCACCAAGAGCCAGUGCGUGAUCCGAUGUGAACAUGGUUCACCAAUAUAUUCAUAUCUAACCGGUUUUCUUCACGUUCACUCGUGCUAAAGAGCCUAUGCGGCAGAUAACUACAUGGUCCCGCCGGACUCAGCCACGCUCAGAAGCUUUCCAAGGAACCAAGUCGUCGUCAUUGUCUCCUACGUUGACCCCCGAGUCGUCCCAGAGGAUAACCGUAUUACCUAUGCCCAAUUCUCGCUUACUCGUAAUAUCACGCUAACUCGUCGUAUCUUCCCCGCAGAACACCCCGUAAUCCGCGUCGUAGGCGGCCGCGCCAAGAACGCGCUGCGCUCUCUCCUCACGCUCGAACACCAUCUCGGCCUGGGCGCGAUCGUCGUCGUGCACCACACCGACUAUGGCGUCUCGCACGCCUCCAGCGCUGAGUUCAAGGCGACGUUUAGAGACCGCGCAGCCACCACAGAGCAAGUCGCCGAGAUCGACGCGAUCGACUUCGACGUUAUCCACGACAGGGACGUGCGAGCAAGCGUGGAGAGCGAUGUAAGGUAUUUGAAGGAGAGUCCAUGGUUCGGAAAUGGGCUACAGGUCGUUGGUUUUGUGUUUGAUUUGAAAACGGGGACGGUAGAUCAGGUACAGUAAUGCCGUUCAUUUUAGGGAGCAAAAUUACAGCGUACGCAUAUAAUACAU